Bursaphelenchus xylophilus (pine wood nematode) is the source of this 1434-nucleotide messenger RNA. Lineage: Eukaryota; Metazoa; Nematoda; Chromadorea; Rhabditida; Aphelenchoididae. The record is from the annotation of a GenBank genome assembly.
AUGCUAUUUGUUCUGCUUCCUGUUAUCCAUCUUGCCAUCAGCUUGGGCCUUUUAACCUUAACCUUGAAUGGUUGUUGCCGGGGACAAAACACCGCGUUAAAUAGUGAGAAAACGAGGGAACGGGAACUGAUCGUAUUUUAGCUCCGCCGAGCAACGACUCCGUGCCUCAGAGGACGUCGAUAAUAAACAUUCAAACAUCUGAACCCACUCCGAAAUCGAGUGCGGAGCCGGAUAAGUCGGUCGUUAGAAGUGAUGAGAAAAAAGGAGAGGAGAAAGAGGUAGGUCUGGGGGAUCUGUUGUGGGUAGUAGUGAGAAGCCUAAGUUGUCACAGCCUUUUAAUUUUGGAAAAACAUUUUUUCCUCAUUUUGUAAUGGAGAAUAUAAAAAAUUAUGCGAUUUUCGGCUUUCAAGAGGUGUUGGGAUUUGAGACUGCUUCUCGCUGACAUCAAAUCAUUUGUAGAACGGAGCGUUAAAACAUUUUUACUAGUAAGAACUUGAUUACUUUUAAAAGCGGCCCAUGGCAUUCUGUACUUUUGGGACACAACCUAUCUCCGCGACUUCUUCUAUUUUUUCAGAAUGCGCUUUCUUUCUCCCCAUAUCUCGCUAGUCGUUUGAGCUAGAAGGCUAAAAUUUGGUACGGCAGUAGAGUAAAAAGCCGGCUUUCAGAAAAUAUAAAUAUUGUAAGGAACCCCAAUCGCAUAAACUUCGCAAUGACGAUUGAAAAAAUUUCAUUUUUAACACUUCUGCAAUCCAAAAGUUCAAGUUGCAUGAUCGUAUUGACAAAUUUUUUGGUCUAUGUGUGUUAAAUUCGAUUUUUAACAAGAUAGUCAAAUCCCGUCAUAUUCUAUGUGCUACGAGCUGAGUUAUGAUUAACAUCACAGUGCGCGGCCCUUGCUUCAGAAUGCCAAAAAACUUGCAAAAAUUACAUUUUGAAUUUUUAGCUUCACUUUGAGGCCUCAAAUUGGAGCAAAUUUGAGAACUUUAUGGGGGUUUUUAUUGCAAGAGAGUUUAGGGUUGUUUUCAGCCCAGUAAAAGAGAUGUAGAUGAUGUCCCGAUAAGGACUUCCAAGAAGAAGGGCCUCCAGACAGCGAUCAAGAAAUUUCAGCCAAUCGAACCCACUGAGAGAAUAUCCAUGCAUGGAUCGGAUGUGGACACUCAGGAGACCCAGUAAGCACCACUUUGACCAAUUUUAAGGCUCAUAAAAUGUUGAUUUUUUGUCAAAAAUGGGGGUUUUUAAUGUUGUCCAUGCUUAUUUUACUUAAUUUUAUUUGCAGAGGCCUCGAAUCAUCGCAAGUUCCUACAAUCAGGACGGCCAGAAGUUCUCGGAGAUCUAUGAAAGUAAUUGUUUUUAUUUUUUGAAGUAAUCGAACUGUAUUUUCAGAGGAGAAAUAAUGGAAAAUUGAAAAGUCUCGAGGCCACCCAAUCCCAGAAAUAA